AUGCGGGUCAUUUGGUGGCGCAGCAGCGGGACCACGAGGGUGACGAACCCAUCGCGCACUUCAUUGGGCAGUCGCGGGAGCUCGAUGGCCUCUGGGAGAUUUGACCUCCUUCUCGAGUCGGUCACUUCGUUGCUCAUGUGCACUAGCCACGUCAUAAGCGACUGGAGUUUGGUCGGAUUCUGCGUCCACUGCCCUACGAGGUACCGCACUUCGUUCGAGUCCAUGGGGAACAAAGGCUUUGGAUGUCGCGCUGUUUCUUCGACCCAUUCGUGCGGAGAUCGAUCGUCCAGCUGUGGCGGCGGCUCUGGAGUUUGGCACUGUAGGUCUGCCAAGGCAUUGCGGAGAGUCUGUAGCUGCCCGACCAAUUCGUGGUUCUCACCUUCUUUUUCAUACACUUGGCGAUACAGCCGAGAAAUCUCGUCCUUCUGUGUCGACGUUUGCAUCGACAACGCCUUGACUUGA
This is a messenger RNA of Aphanomyces astaci, 462 nucleotides long. RefSeq lists its product as hypothetical. The coding region runs from base 1 to 462 and encodes 153 amino acids. The transcript has a single exon. NCBI's taxonomy places the organism in Eukaryota, Oomycota, Saprolegniomycetes, Saprolegniales, Verrucalvaceae. The record is from RefSeq and is a predicted model, not a curated record.